Amphiprion ocellaris (clown anemonefish) is the source of this 4331-nucleotide messenger RNA. RefSeq names its product splicing factor 3b, subunit 1 (gene sf3b1). Gene Ontology annotation, biological process: spliceosomal complex assembly. Gene Ontology annotation, molecular function: mRNA binding. The transcript has 24 exons. Gene Ontology annotation, cellular component: U2 snRNP; catalytic step 2 spliceosome; U2-type prespliceosome. NCBI's taxonomy places the organism in Eukaryota, Metazoa, Chordata, Actinopteri, Pomacentridae. The coding region runs from base 90 to 4037 and encodes 1315 amino acids. The record is from RefSeq and is a predicted model, not a curated record.
AGCGAACAGCUGGUCUGAGCUCAGGCCGGAAAAGAUGACAGUGUGGAUGACGUCACUUCCAGUUUCAGUCUCGAACAAGCAACACCAAAAUGGCGAAGAUCGCCAAAACGCACGAAGACAUCGAGGCCCAGAUCCUGGAGAUCCAGGGGAUGAAGGCCUCGCUGCUGGAGGAGGGCGAGCAGGGAGUGGGCCUGGACUCUACGGGCUUCUACGACCAGGAGAUCUACGGCGGCAACGACAGUCGCUUUGCCGGAUACGUGACUUCCAUCGCUGCCAACGAACAGGAAGAUGACGAUGAAGACGACACGUCGACCAGCCUGCUGGGACCGAAGAAACCAGGGUACCACGCUCCAGUGGCAAUACUCAACGCCAUUCCUCAGUCAGACGAGCAGUAUGACCCGUUUGCGGAGCAUCGUCCCCAGAAGAUCGCAGAGCGGGAGGAUGAAUAUAAAGCCCGGCGCAGACAGAUGAUCAUCUCUCCGGAGCGUCUCGACCCGUUUGCAGACGGAGGCAAAACUCCGGACCCCAAGCUGCAGGUCAGGUCGUACGUGGACGUCAUGUUGGAGCAGAACCUGUCCAAGGAGGAGAGAGAGAUCCGUCAGCAGCUGGCAGAGAAGGCCAAGUCAGGGGACCUGAAAGCUGUCAACGGUUCCGCUGCUUCACAAGCUGCUGUCGCUAAACGCAAACGCCGCUGGGACCAGACAGCUGACCAAACUCCCUCCAACGCCACGCCCAAAAAGAUGUCCAGCUGGGACCAAGCUGACGCCUCUGCUGAGACUCCAGGACACACACCUGCUCACACACCUUCAAACAGCCGAUGGGAUGAGACCCCCGGCCGCCCUAAAGGCAGCGAGACCCCCGGGGCCACGCCCAGCAGCCGCAUGUGGGACCCCACCCCCAGCCACACGCCCGCAGGUGCAGCCACACCUGGCAGGGACACACCUGGACAUGCCACGCCGGGCCACGGCGGGGCCACGGGAAGCGUCCGCAAGAACCGCUGGGACGAGACCCCCAAAACAGAGAGGGAGACCCCCGGACACGGCAGCGGCUGGGCAGAGACCCCCCGGACAGACCGAGGAGACGAGUCGGUGGGAGAGACUCCGACUCCAGGAGCCAGUAAGAGGAAGUCCAGGUGGGACGAAACACCUGCCAGUCAGAUGGGAUCCUCAACGCCACUCCUGACCCCCGGGAAGACCCCCAUAGGGACCCCCGCUAUGAACAUGGCCACCCCAACCCCAGGUCACCUGAUGAGCAUGACUCCAGAGCAGCUGCAGGCCUGGAGGUGGGAGCGAGAGAUUGAUGAGAGGAACCGGCCUCUGACAGAUGAGGAGCUGGACGCCAUGUUCCCCGAGGGCUACAAGGUCCUGCCUCCUCCAGCGGGUUACGUACCGAUCCGUACUCCGGCCCGGAAGCUGUCGGCGACACCCACGCCGAUCGGAGGCAUGACGGGUUUCCACAUGCAGGCCGAAGACCGAACCACCAAGCAGAUGAACGACCAGCCGUCAGGAAACCUCCCCUUCCUCAAACCUGACGACAUCCAGUACUUUGACAAGCUGCUGGUGGAGGUCGACGAGUCCACGCUGAGCCCCGAGGAGCAGAAAGAACGCAAGAUCAUGAAGCUGCUGCUGAAGAUCAAGAACGGGACUCCACCCAUGAGGAAGGCCGCUCUGCGUCAGAUCACCGAUAAGGCCCGUGAGUUCGGGGCAGGGCCGCUGUUCAACCAGAUUCUGCCGCUGCUUAUGUCGCCCACACUGGAGGACCAGGAGCGCCACCUGCUGGUCAAAGUCAUCGACCGCAUCCUCUACAAGCUGGACGACCUGGUCCGGCCGUACGUCCACAAGAUCCUGGUGGUGAUCGAGCCGCUGCUGAUUGAUGAGGAUUAUUAUGCCAGAGUAGAAGGCAGAGAGAUCAUCUCCAACCUGGCUAAGGCGGCUGGUUUGGCCACCAUGAUCUCCACCAUGCGUCCCGAUAUCGACAACAUGGACGAGUACGUCAGAAACACGACGGCCCGAGCCUUCGCCGUGGUGGCCUCGGCCCUCGGCAUCCCGUCCCUGCUGCCCUUCCUCAAAGCUGUGUGCAAGAGCAAGAAGUCCUGGCAGGCCAGACACACUGGCAUCAAGAUCGUGCAGCAGAUCGCCAUCCUGAUGGGCUGCGCUAUCCUGCCUCACCUCCGCAGCCUGGUGGAGAUCAUCGAACACGGUCUGGUGGACGAGCAGCAGAAGGUUAGGACCAUCAGUGCUCUGGCUAUCGCUGCCCUGGCUGAAGCUGCAACGCCGUACGGCAUCGAAUCCUUCGACUCGGUCCUGAAGCCGCUGUGGAAAGGCAUCAGGCAGCACAGAGGAAAGGGUCUGGCUGCCUUCCUCAAAGCUAUCGGUUAUCUGAUCCCUCUGAUGGACGCUGAGUACGCUAACUACUACACCAGGGAGGUGAUGCUGAUCCUCAUCAGAGAGUUCCAGUCUCCUGACGAGGAGAUGAAGAAGAUCGUACUGAAGGUGGUGAAGCAGUGCUGUGGCACCGACGGAGUGGAAGCAAACUACAUCAAGACUGAGAUCCUGCCGCCGUUCUUCAAACACUUCUGGCAGCACAGGAUGGCUCUGGACAGACGCAACUACAGACAGCUGGUAGACACCACGGUGGAGCUGGCCAAUAAAGUGGGAGCAGCAGAGAUCAUUUCUCGCAUCGUGGACGACCUGAAGGACGAGGCUGAGCAGUACAGAAAGAUGGUGAUGGAGACCAUCGAGAAGAUCAUGGGCAACCUGGGCGCUGCCGACAUCGACCACAAGCUGGAGGAGCAGCUGAUCGACGGCAUCCUGUACGCCUUCCAGGAGCAGACCACUGAGGACUCCGUGAUGCUGAAUGGGUUCGGUACCGUGGUGAACGCCCUCGGGAAGCGAGUCAAGCCCUACCUGCCUCAGAUCUGUGGUACCGUUCUCUGGCGUCUCAACAACAAGUCAGCUAAAGUCCGUCAGCAGGCGGCCGACCUGAUCUCCAGAACCGCCGUGGUGAUGAAGACCUGCCAGGAGGAGAAACUGAUGGGUCACCUGGGGGUAGUUCUGUAUGAGUACCUGGGAGAGGAGUACCCUGAGGUCCUGGGCAGCAUCCUGGGAGCUCUGAAGGCCAUUGUCAACGUCAUUGGAAUGCACAAGAUGACUCCACCAAUCAAAGACCUGCUUCCCCGUCUGACGCCCAUCCUGAAGAACCGACAUGAGAAGGUCCAGGAGAACUGCAUCGACCUGGUGGGAAGGAUCGCCGACAGGGGAGCUGAGUACGUGUCGGCCAGGGAGUGGAUGAGGAUUUGUUUCGAGCUGCUGGAGCUGCUCAAAGCUCACAAGAAGGCGAUCCGUAGAGCCACCGUCAACACGUUUGGCUAUAUCGCUAAAGCCAUCGGGCCUCACGACGUCUUGGCAACUCUGCUGAACAACCUGAAGGUUCAGGAGCGUCAGAACCGGGUCUGCACGACCGUGGCCAUCGCCAUCGUGGCCGAGACCUGCUCCCCGUUCACGGUUCUGCCGGCCCUCAUGAAUGAGUACCGAGUCCCUGAACUCAAUGUCCAGAACGGCGUCCUCAAGUCGCUAUCCUUCCUGUUCGAGUACAUCGGAGAGAUGGGCAAAGACUACAUCUACGCCGUGACGCCGCUGCUGGAGGACGCGCUCAUGGACAGAGACCUGGUCCACCGGCAGACGGCCAGCGCUGUGGUCCAACACAUGUCUCUGGGCGUGUACGGCUUCGGCUGUGAGGAUUCUCUGAACCACCUGCUGAACUACGUCUGGCCCAACGUGUUCGAGACGUCUCCUCACGUCAUCCAGGCCGUGAUGGGAGCUCUGGAGGGGCUGAGGGUCGCCAUCGGACCCUGUCGCAUGCUGCAGUACUGCCUCCAGGGUCUGUUCCAUCCGGCCAGGAAGGUGAGGGAUGUUUACUGGAAGAUCUACAACUCCAUCUACAUCGGCUCUCAGGACGCUCUGAUCGCUCACUACCCGCAGGUCUACAACGACGACAAGAACGUGUACGUUCGCUACGAGCUGGAGUACGUCCUGUAAAUGCCCGUCAAUACUCAUCCGUCGAUCCGCUGCUCCGUCGUCUCCGACGGUUUUUAUUUAGCGGCUGAACCUUGUAGUCUGUUCGAAUUUUUUUUAUUUCUGGAUUGAGUCAGACGAGCGUUGAUUUGAGGAGGCGGAACAGUCACGUCACGUUUUAAAUAUCGGGAUUAUUUUGUCUGUGUAUUGAUUAUUGAUAGGUACCGCCCAACACCUUCUCCAUGUUUCACAGCUCCUCUGUUCUUCUUAGAUCCAUGCUUUAUUUAACCAAAUAAAACGUUUGUGUAUAAAAAUCCA